This is a messenger RNA of Apodemus sylvaticus (European woodmouse), 2762 nucleotides long. RefSeq names its product bone gamma-carboxyglutamate protein (gene Bglap). Lineage: Eukaryota; Metazoa; Chordata; Mammalia; Rodentia; Muridae. Gene Ontology annotation, cellular component: extracellular region. Gene Ontology annotation, biological process: response to vitamin K; regulation of bone mineralization; bone development. The record is from RefSeq and is a predicted model, not a curated record. The coding region runs from base 2458 to 2748 and encodes 96 amino acids. The transcript is spliced from 4 exons. Gene Ontology annotation, molecular function: hydroxyapatite binding; calcium ion binding; structural constituent of bone.
UUGUUGUUGUCGUUGAACUUGGCCGUCAGGAUGCUCACCUAGAGUUGACUCAGCCCCAAUAUUUUAUUGAAAUCAUAAUAGGACGUUGGGUUACAAAAUUCAUGGUAGGGGAGUAGGUAAAUACUUCUCUAUUUUCCUGUGCCAAUAUUUUCUUGUGACACAGAGUAAUACAGGUUUAGAACCAAAAAAAAAAAAAAAAGAAACAAUAUGUGACAUAUUGUGAGACAAUAUGAUUUCGUAAAAGGGCAAAAUGAAGUGAUACUGCUGACCCUGCGGUCUUUAUAAUUUUUGGACACUAUCUGUCUACAAAAACAUCCUCACCUGACCUAUAUGGAGAAUUCCCAGGAGGCCACCACCAUUGUCCCUGAACCCAAGGAACCCAUUGCUAACUUUCUAGGAGAUAUCUGUAUAUUAUUCCAUCCUCAAUGUUUCGAUAAGAAUAACCCAUUUUUAUUAUACAGAAUUGAGACCAAGCCUGGGGGAGCAGCUGUAGAAUCACUGUCUCCACCUGGGGGAACAGCUGUAGAAUCACUGUCUCCACCUGGGGGAGCAGCUGUAGAAUCACUGUCUCCACCUGGGGGAACAGCUGUAGAAUCACUCAUCUCCACCUGGGGGAACAGCUGUAGAAUCACUCAUCUCCACCUGGGGGAACAGCUGUAGAAUCACUGUCUCCACCUGGGGGAACAGCUGUAGAAUCACUGUCUCCACCUGGGGGAGCAGCUGUAGAAUCACUGUCUGCACCUGGGGGAACAGCUGUAGAAUCACUGUCUCCACCUGGGGGAACAGCUGUGAAUCACUCAUCUCCACCUGGGGGAGCAGCUGUAGAAUCACUGUCUCCACCUGGGGGAACAGCUGUAGAAUCACUCAUCUCCACCUGGGGGAACAGCUGUAGAAUCACUGUCUCCACCUGGGGGAACAGCUGUAGAAUCACUGUCUCCACCUGGGGGAACAGCUGUAGAAUCACUGUCUCCACCUGGGGGAGCAGCUGUAGAAUCACUGUCUGCACCUGGGGGAACAGCUGUAGAAUCACUGUCUCCACCUGGGGGAACAGCUGUGAAUCACUCAUCUCCACCUGCGACUCUAGGCUGCAUUCCUUUCUAUCUAGAGUGAGUGACUACAUUUCUAUCGAAGUCACAAUCAGUCUUCACUUUUUUGUUUGUUUGUUUGUUUGGUUGGUUUGGAUUUGGUUUUCUCAAGACAGGGUUUGUCUGUGUAGCCCUGGCUGUCCUGGAACUCACUCUGUAAACCAGGCUGGCCUCGAACUCAGAAAUCCUCCUGCCUCUGCCUCCCAAGUGCUGGGAUGACAGGCGUGCGCCACCACUGCCCGACUUAGCCUUCACUUUAUUAUUAUUGGUAAUAUCUCAUUUCUGGAUAUCAAGCAGGCUCCUACUAGAAAUUUCCAGAUCACCAAAUACCGGUUUAAUCAAGGAAAGAAGAAAGAAAAGGAACAGUAAAUAGAUAAAAGAAUGAUAAGUAGUAAGGAUAACUGCAGGAAUGACACCAGGGGGUGCUUGUGCCAAAGCAGCAGGCCUUGGGCCUCUUGGUGCUCAUCCUGGGGGCCCAGAGGAGGCCAUGGCCUCGGGCUCUGAAGGUUUUCAGAGUACAUGGUGCCCCUGGCAGGUUUUCUUCCUUGUCAUCAGGGGUCCCAGGCAUCUUGAGCUUAACGUGGGGGGGGGGUGUCUCAGAAGCUGAUACUGAAGCCAUGGAGGGGUGCUGCGGACUGGCUUGCUCAUCAUGGCUGGCUCCGCCUGCCAUCUUAUAGAACCCAAGACCAAGGCCCAGGGAUGGCAGCACCCACCAUGGGCUGGGCCCUCCCCCAUCAACCACUAAAUAAGAAGUGCCCUCUCACCGGAUCUUAUGGAGGCGUUUUCUCAAUUGAGGCUUUCUCCUUUCAAGUUGACAUAAAGCUGACCAGGACACUUCCCCACCCGUCUCCCCGCUGGAUGAGCGGGGAAAUGAGGCCAUUACUGACCGCUCCCUCCCUGAGGUUUGGCUCCUGCUCUCAGAGCAGACACUGAAAAUCACAGGCUAUGAGAUUUGGAUCCCAGUUUGUCCCAAACCGAUUUUCUAUCUCUGCACCAUCUCUAGGGUAUGCUCUAGGGUACUGUCUCUAGGGGCUAGCCAGUGUUCCUGCUGAGGCUGAGAGAGAUAGCCCACAGUAGGGGUGGUGGAGCAGCCCCUCAGGGAAGAGGUCCUGGACCAUGUCAGAGCCUGGCAGUCUCUGAUUGUGGCCGAUCCCCCACUGCCAGGGCCUUGCCCAGUCAGCCACAAUCACCAACCACAGCAUCCUUUGGGUUUGACCUACUGAGCACAGGACCCCCAAUUAGUCCUGGCAGCAUGCCCCGCCCCUCCUGCUUACACCAGGGCUCAGACAGCGGAUAUAAAUGGUACUGAGGGCUGAAGGGUGAAGAACAGACAAGUCCCACACAGCAAGUCGGUGCAGACCUAGCAGACAUCAUGAGGACCCUCUCUCUGCUCACUGUGCUGGCCCUGGCUGCGUUCUGUCUCUCCGACCUGGCAGAUGCAAAGCCCAGCAGCUCUGAGUCUGACAAAGCUUUCGUGUCCAAGCAGGAGGGCAGUGAGGUAGUGAACAGAGUCCGGCGCUAUGCGCUUGGAGCCCCAGCCCCCUACCCAGAUCCCCUGGAGCCCAGCAGGGAGGUGUGUGAGCUCGACCCCUCUUGUGACGAGCUAGCGGACCAAAUUGGCCUCCAGAACGCCUACAAGCAAAUGUACGGGACCACUAUUUAGGGUGUGUGUCGCCC